UUUGCCGUUCCACUUGCGCCGGUCGUUAUAUUCCCGCGUCCACCAAAACCGUUGCCGCCCUUUUUGUUUUUCGUCGCCACGGAGCAGGAUCGAGCGCGAGCGACGCAGAUGAAGGCAGCAGAGGACGCGGCGGGCCCGGAGGCGACGCCGACGGCGGCGGCGCAGACGGUCUGGUACGACCCCAUGUCAUCGCCGCAGGCGCCGGCGCCGCAGCAGCAGCCGGCGAUAGAGGCUGCGGCGCCGACCUCGCCGUCGGUGAGCUCCGAGGCGCGGCCUCUCAGGGUGUACGCCGACGGCAUCUACGAUCUCUUCCACUUCGGCCACGCGCGCGCGCUCGAGCAGGCUAAGAAGUCAUUUCCCAACACCUACUUGCUGGUAGGUUGCUGCAGCGAUGAGAUCACCCACAUGUACAAAGGGAAGACCGUCAUGACCGAGGACGAGCGCUACGAAUCGCUUCGGCAUUGCAAGUGGGUCGACGAGGUCAUACCAGACGCUCCAUGGGUGAUCAACCAGGAGUUCAUCGACAAGCACAACAUCGACUACGUCGCUCACGACGCGCUCCCAUAUGCUGACACGAGUGGAGCUGCCAACGAUGUCUACGAAUUCGUGAAAUCCAUUGGGAAGUUCAAGGAGACGAAGCGCACCGAGGGCAUCUCGACGUCGGACAUCAUCAUGAGGAUCUUGAAGGACUACAACCAGUACAUCAUGCGGAACCUGACCAGGGGCUACAGCCGCAAAGACCUCGGAGUCAGCUACGUUAAGGAGAAGCAGCUGAGGGUCAACAUGGGGAUCAGCAAGCUGAGGGAGAAGGUGAAGGAGCACCAAGAGAAGUUCCACAGCGCGGCCAAGAUUGCUGGAACCAACCCCGUGGAGUGGAUGGAGAAUGCCGACCGUUGGAUCGUCGGGUUCCUCGAGAAGUUCGAGGAAGGAUGCCACAUGAUGGAAACCGCCAUUAAAGGUCGAAUUCAGGAGGGUCUGAAGAGGCAAGGCAGGUCAGAGUCGAACCUUUCCGGAGAGGACUCCGACUCGUAAUAAUGGUCUGUAGUAUCCAAAUCAAACUAGACGGAAGCAGGACUGGAGGUCAUACUCGCGCAGUCUGUGUAACAGUGUGAGAUUGAUUAGCAUGUUUUUGUAGGAGAUCAGGAACCAUACCAGGAGAUUAUGUACUGAUGUUAAGAACAAUCGUAUUUAUGCAUGCAAUUCGUUGUUGUUUCUUGUUGGAA
Messenger RNA from Zea mays, 1223 nucleotides. RefSeq names its product choline-phosphate cytidylyltransferase 2. Lineage: Eukaryota; Viridiplantae; Streptophyta; Magnoliopsida; Poales; Poaceae. Gene Ontology annotation, molecular function: phosphatidylcholine binding; choline-phosphate cytidylyltransferase activity. The record is from RefSeq and is a predicted model, not a curated record. The transcript has 8 exons. The coding region runs from base 109 to 1032 and encodes 307 amino acids. Gene Ontology annotation, biological process: CDP-choline pathway.